Molecule: messenger RNA, 5047 nt
Organism: Seriola aureovittata
Lineage: Eukaryota; Metazoa; Chordata; Actinopteri; Carangiformes; Carangidae
Gene: smap1
Product: small ArfGAP 1
Exons: 11
Coding region: 185-1510 (441 amino acids)
Biological process (GO): regulation of clathrin-dependent endocytosis
Molecular function (GO): GTPase activator activity; metal ion binding
Source: RefSeq, a predicted model, not a curated record
UGAAGGCAGCAGGGAUGAUGCUGCCCUGGAUCCAUAUUACCUUGCUAGCAGGUUGCAAGCUAACUGAAUACAGGCGGUACUGUGCGGCUACAUGGGGAUGUCCCACCCUUUCUAAGACAAGUUGAGGACUCCGUGGUUUUUAUCGGCUCUAAACAAGCAGGACUAACUUCCAAACUUUGGCGAAAUGACGACACGAUCAGAGAGAGAAAAAGCCCAGAAACUGAAUGAGCAGCAUCAGGCCAUUCUGUCUAAACUGCUGAGAGAAGAAGACAACAAGUACUGUGCUGACUGUGAGGCAAAAGGACCUCGAUGGGCAUCAUGGAACCUCGGGGUGUUCAUGUGUAUCCGCUGUGCCGGCAUACACCGCAACCUGGGUGUCCACAUCUCCAGGGUCAAAUCUGUCAACCUGGACCAGUGGACACCUGAGCAGAUCCAGAGUAUGGUGGACAUGGGCAACACCCGGGCCAGACAGCUGUAUGAAGCCCACCUACCAGAGAGCUUCAGACGGCCGCAAACAGACCAAGCAGUGGAGGUCUUCAUCCGGGACAAAUACGAGAGGAAAAAGUACUUCGACAAGGAAGCUCAGGGUGCAGCUGAUCAGAAGUCAUCUGAAGCUGCUCCUCCCUCCACCUCACCAUCCUCCCAGGCUGACAGGAACAGACAGGAGAAGGAGCGUGAAAAGAAGAAGGAGGAGAAGAAGAAAGAGAGGGAUGUUGAUAAAGGAGAGAGACUCAACAACACAAAGCAGUCAGAGUGCAGAGUCAGUCCCAAGAAAAGCACAGAGCCAGCUGUGGACCUGCUGGGCCUGGAUGCUCCAGAAGGUGAAGGAAAGAGCUUGGCCGGUGCUGCACCAAUCAGCGAUGAACUGGACAUCUUUGGACCAAUGGUCUCCAACCCUAUCCCCUCAGCCAACAACACACAGCAGGCUCAGUCUAGUUCCAGCACAGCACCUCCGCAGGCGGACCCCUCCACCUCCUCCUCUGCCUCCUCCUCUACCUCCACCACUACCACCACCAAGGCGGAGGAGAAGAAGCUUUUAUCUAAAGACUCCAUCCUGUCUCUGUAUGCCAGCAGCUCAGUGGGCAGUCAGCCGCAGAGCCAGCAACAGCCUGCUCCAGGACAAGCAGGUAUGUACAUGGGCCAGCCCCAAAUGCAGUUCACUCCACAGGGCUUCAGCCCUGGAAUGGGUGGAGCCGUCCCACCCGCCAACAUGAUGGGUGGGGGGGUGAUGAUGUCCAGCAUGGCCCUGCCCAACGGGGGCUACAUGGGCAUGCAGCAGCAGGGCGUGAUGCCAGCCAACCAAGGACAGAACAUGUACAACAUGCAGCAGGGACAGCAGCAAGGACAGUGGAAUAUGGGCCAGAUGACCCAGCAGAUGUCAGGCAUGGCUAUGAGCGGCGGAGGGCCAACGCCAGCCACUUUCAACCAGUCAGGUGCCCCCGCAGCCGGUUGGCCCGCGGCCCCUCCAACAGCUUCUGGCCAGACCCUCAGUACCCAGCUGUGGAAGUGAAGAGGACGAGUGGGGGAAAACAUGGGGCAGUCACAUGGCACCAAAACAGCCAAAUCUGCCUCCGACCCACUCGUCUCCUUACAGCUCUGAAUAAACAACGCACAGCGGGGGCAGUUUGGCUGCCCUACACUCCCCUCCCAAUCCCUACACACCUUCAUCGUUAGGUCAGAAAAACCAAGAUGACAUCACACUGGUGAAGUGGGAAAAAAAAAAAAAAAAAAAAGAGAGACUGGCAGCUGUCGUGUCUUCAUUCAAUUUCCCUCUUCUUUUAUGAUUUCCUCUUGUUGUUCAUGUCUGAGGAGACAAAAACAGCAUAACAAAAAAAGAAAGCUGCUGGACCAAUAACUCCAAGUCCUAUUAUAGUAAUAUUAUUAUAUCAUUACCAAAAUGGAUAGUUUGUGAAUAGUCUUUCAAUACGUACAGUAGAUAUGGCUAUCUUGUUGUUGGUUUAUGCUACCCUCUCCUCUCCCCUCUCUCUCUCUGCUGUGUAAAUUGUAAUCCUCCCCCCUCCCCCCCCCCCCCCCCUCUCUGUAGGGCGAGCAGAGCCUUGUAGCAGAUAAUCGUCUGAGCAGUACUGUAUCUAUGUGAAUAUAAUGUGAAACCCUCACUUUUCAGAGCCAUAGGAGAGAGGUUGAUGCUUUGACUCUCAACAACUUUGGUUUGAGUUUUAUCUGUCACUCUGUCAGGUGAAGUGAUCUGGAGAUGAGGUUCUCCCUUUACUUAACAGCUUCCUGUGAAGUUUAGCAGCGCUAAAUAGCAUAGGGUUUGACUGACAUGGGUUUAAAGCUGCUUAUACAAUAGAUGUUAUUUUGCACUGAUUCACUGAGUCAUUGUCAUAUAAUUGACCAUUUUUCCCCAGAAUUGUAAAAAAAAAUCGGAGGAUUGAGUUAAACAGUGUCUCAUUACAACCACUUCAGGUUAUGUUUUUCUUCCCCCCACCGCAGCCACAGACCACAGAUCAGCUCUACAGUGAAUAUCAUAUACACCAGUGGUACAACCUUUGGGCUGGAUCAAGACACACGUGAGGGGUUACAAGAUCAUUUAAAAAAAGGAAAUAAGAAAAAAUAUAACAAUUUUUAUCACAUUUAUUUCUGAAUCUUUGCUAUUUUACUGUCAAAUACUGGAGAGUCUCACCUGCUAAGACUCUUAACUAUUCAGGUUCAACAAUCCUUAGAGAAGCAAACAUCUGUGUUUGAGCUUCUCAACUUGUAGACAUGUUCACCCUGUGACACGGGGUUGCAAGUAGGGCCAAAAUGAAAUCUUGUUUUAUUUCACCACAUGAUCAUAUUCAUUUUUUUCUCCCACAAAUGCAAAUGACUAAAACAUUGAAACGACUAUAUUUGAAGGCCUACAUGUGCAAAACAGCCAAGUGCAGGGCUGUCAUGCUUAUGGAUAUUCUUAACCACAAAGGUUAGCCUGCACAGGAUCGUCAGUGCUACGCUCUCCAAUUAAAGGAAUAUUUGAUUAGAGGAUUGUUCGUUAGAAGUUAGAAGAUUGAUACCACUCUCAUGUUUGUUAGGUAUUGAAUUGGAGCAGGGAAGUGAUUAGCUUAUCUUAGCUUAGCAUAAAGACUGGAAGCAGGGGGAUCAGCACCUCUAAGGGCACUAAUUAACACGCUUAAUCUUGCUACAAUCAAACAUCUGUACACGAAGACAGUCUGGACAGAACCAGAUGACCUGUUCCCCUUUGCUCGCAGUAUUUUUGCAAAGCUAAGUUAAUCGCAUCCUCGAAUUAGCUCUGUACCUAGCGCAGACGUGAGAGUGGCAUUGAUCUUUUCACCUCACUCUGCAAGAAAACUAGUGAGUGUAUAUCCCAAAAUGUCAUGAGCACACACGUUCAGGUAAGUAAUCAGUCUCAGUACAGACUUAGCGGAAAAUAAAAGCCCACUCACUAAUUUAUCUGCUGUUUCUUGACAUUAACAUCACUUAGCAUCUCCAGCUUGGCUACAUAGUAUUAGCUAUUGGCCUACAUGGCAAGGACACUGUUCACUCUCAUGAUUCCAAAAGCGAUGACCAGAGUGUAGAGUCCUUUUUCAGUCUAACCCUGAUGUAAGUGUAACCACAAGAUCAAGUACAGCAUGACAAGCACUAACUAGUCAUCCAACAGUCCUGAAAAUGGCAGUAUUAAUGUCACAGCUUCAGGGAUUGGUGUAACUCAAGACAGCUAGAGCAUCCAGCUACAUUUAGACUGAAAAUACCAUUUUAGGGAUGUUGUAAUAACACGUUUUUAACAAUAUAGACAUUUUAGACAUACUCUACAAACAAGGGUCGAAAGACAAGAAAGGUUGGGAACCACUGAUUUAUAUGUAUAUCCACUGCAGUUAAUGUGACAACAGUGUCUGGCCAGUUACCUAGAAUUGGUACUUUAAUCAGGAGAAUAUAUCCAACACAGUUUCUCAAACUGCUUAAAAAUAACCCAAAAUCCAAAUGUCAAGGAUUCCCUUUAAGUGUCAGUAAUUGCUGAGUGGCCCAUGGGUCCCCUGGAUGUCUUUGGUUGCCUCCAUGUGAUGUUUUGAAGUGUUUAAAUACCAAACAAGCUGGGUUCAGUGGAAACCGGGCUCUGACCCAGUUAAGACAGUUACUUGUUGAAAUGAGCUGCCCCCCCUGCGCUCCCCGAGGCAAAUUAAAGCACUGCUGGCAUCACAGCAGUUUGUCUUUUCUGCACUUUAAAAAGCAGAGCAGGUACUAUACUGUACACUCUCACUGUGUUGUGGUGUCGCCUCUCAGAUCAUUGUCGGGGAACAGCAGAGAUAAGUGAACUGUGACUUCACUUCCAGCUGCAGGGUGGGAAAUCCAUUUGACUUUUUCAUUCUUUUCAAAACUGGACCAGUUUGACACCCAAAAUGUUUCUCCUUCCAUAUAUGAAGCUAUAACCGUAUGUUCUGCCAUCCACCAUCUUUAUUGUGGUGUUUUGUUGUGUGCAGUACAAGAGAAGCACAGUUAGUCAUAAGCAAAUAAACCUGGAAGACCAAUCAGAGGGCUAGACUGGCAGGAUGAGGACAAUGAGGAGGACCAGGAUUUGACAGUGCUGGAGAAAAGGGGGACCUGUAUGAAAACCCUGGAUGGGUCCAAUCGCCACUGUCCAGUCCUUGUUUAUUGGGAGUAAGACCAGAGGAGGAACAGGAGAAACGAACAAAACAAAACACACAUAUGCACACAGAGCUAUGAUCACACUGCCGAGCGCCGAUGCAGAGAUUCAUGUCCGUGUACACAGGGUCCCUCUGCCAUGCAAUAACUGUAGCACUCUGUUACACAUGUGGUUGGUGUGAACGAUACAUUAACAUAUUCAAUAAAUCUAAUGUCCUCCAGGUUUAUUUCCAAUGUGUUUACAUUUUCUGGUGCCUAAUACAGAGAAAAAAAAAGUGGUUUCCGUGCAUUAAAAUAAUAAAUAAAAAAUUUUUUUUUCUGUGUUCAUCUUUAUCCAAUGACUCUUAACUGUAAAAGUACUGUUUUAUCUUUUGGGAAUUUUGUUUGCUCCUUUUUUCUGUUCCAAGUUUUACAGGAAGGUCAUUUGGAAUAAAGGCUGUUGAAUCCUGGA